UACUCGUUGCUCUCUUUGUUCGACGACUACUACCGCUACUAUCGAGUGGUGAGUAGUGAGUUAUAGUUAUUACUUUUUAGUUAUAGUUACCACUGGCCAGUGGUGGGUACUAUAUUACCGUGACACUGCUACUGAUCUCAGUGGAUCUCAACCACGUCCCACAAUAAUUUAUUGUGGACAACACUUUUUUGACGAUUAAAUAUUAUCAUGUCCGAGUCGGGUUCUGUGAUAUUAUUACGUUCCGAGAACGUCACUAAUAAUCUCCAGACACUCUGGGCGUGUGCCAUUAUAUUGUCCACGGCCGUACACAAAGCAUAAAUUUAAUUUCACAACUGUAAACAAAAGAAACGCAAGUCUCACACGUCGUUUGAUUGCUUCUGGUAUGUAAUACAGCAGUCACUGUUACUUGAUUAGUGUAGAUCGAACGUAAACAUGCCUGUGGCAAUGAAUCGGAGACGUGUGAGCAAUUUCACAUACGUCAGUCCAUGCGUCAAGUAUAUGAUAUUUUUGCUGAACUUUCUGUUUUGGUUGUUUGGCGGUUUGUUGGUGGCAGCCGGUACAUUUGCGUUUUACGAAAAAUGGAAUACUAUGGGUUCCAUCAAGUUGAACACAUUCUCAGACGUCAUACUUAAUAUAUCACUAGUUCUGAUUAUAGCUGGACAGAUCAUAUUCAUUGUUAGUUUUGCCGGAUGUAUUGGUGCUCUACGUGAAAAUACAACACUUCUUAAAUUUUACUCAUUGUGUCUUUUAAUAUUCUUUCUACUUGAAAUGGGAAUUGCAAUUAUUGGAUUUGUAUUUCCACACAAUAUGCAAGCUACUCUGGAAGAGUCAUUCACUGAUAAAAUUAUUCAUACUUACCGUGAUGAUCCAGAUUUACAAAACCUCAUAGAUUUUGCUCAGAAAGAAUUUCAAUGUUGUGGACUUAGUUCAGAAGGAUAUAUUGAUUGGUCCAAAAAUGAAUAUUUUAACUGCACAUCGCCAAGUGUUGAGAAGUGUGGGGUGCCUUAUUCAUGUUGUAUCAAUGCAACAGAUAUUUCAAAAGGACUAGUAAAUGUCAUGUGUGGUUAUGGUGCUCAAGAUAGUUCUGUUGCUGAAGCUAGUAAAAGAGUUUGGACUAGUGGGUGUAUUGAAGUUAUCCGUAUAUGGGCUGAAAGAAAUUUAUAUACAAUUGCAGGAGUAGCAUUAGGUGUUGCUUUAUCGCAGCUCCUUAUUAUCAACUUAGCCAAAACCUUAGAAGGGCAAAUUGACUUACAAAAAUCCAGAUGGGCUUCUUGAAAAAUAAUUAAGGUUUGGGAAACAAGAUAAUGUUUUCAUAAUAUUAUUUUAUAGUAUAAAAAUAAUAUUGUAUUUAGUUACUACAACAAUUUUUUAAAAAUCUAAAUUAUUACAUAAGUGGUGUUUUAUAAAAAAAAAAAAACUAUAUUUUAAUUAUUUAAAUUUUGUUUAUAUUUUAUCAAUUUGUAAUUAAUACCAUUUAAACUAUUUUUUACUUGUUUUUUUUUUAUAUAUAUAUAUAUACAAUUUAUAUGUUUAUAAUUUUUAAUUCUGACAAUUUUUUUUUUUCAUCACUUAAAUAUAUUUCAAUUUUUUUAACUUAGUCAAUUCAAAAUUAAGGUUGUAAAUAAUAUAUUAAUUAAGUUUGAAAUCGCCCUGUGAUAAUGGGCUCAACUAUCUGAGAAAUGUAAUAAAAAUUAUAUAAUAUUUUGUCUUUUAGUCUGUUCUAAAAUGUCCAUUAUUUUAUAACAAUUAUAUUGAUUAAGUUGCUUAAUAUAAAAUAAGUUUAUCUAUAGUUUAUACUUUUAUUUAAAAUGCCAAUUAUAAUCUCUUACUUCACAUUUAGUAUUUUACAAUUUAUUUGUUGCUCAUUCAUUGUUAGUUUGUUAAUGAAUACUAUGUAAUUCCUAUAUUAUUUUGUAAUUUAUUAUUUAAAUUGAAUCAUAAUUCACUAUGUUAUAUUGAUUUAAACAUAUUAUCAUUAAUACAUAUUAAAAACAAAUGAAAAAUAUAAUUAUGCAUUGCAUAUUUAGAAUAUUAUGUAACUAAAAUAGUGGGUACUUUCAUGAUUAUUAUAUAAAAUACCUACUAUUUUUGUAAAGCGAAUUUCAAAUCCCCUGCAUAUUUUAUACCAACAUCACACUUUAUUAUUUUAUUUAUUUUUAUUGUUAAUUACAUGAUAAUUAAUUUAUGAUUUGUUUAUUAUUUUACAAAAUUAUUUUUAUAAUUAUUUUUAAAUACUUAAAGGAGCAUACAAUACAAAACAAUUUUCUCUUCAAAUUAUUAUAUAUGUUAAUUUGUAGUGUUCUAUCUAUUAAAAACAGUUUGGUAAAAAUACAUUCUAAAAAAUAAUUUUAUUUUAAAAAUAUUAAGAUAUUUAGAUUAUCUGCCUGAUGUCAUCUUAAGUAAGCUCGGUAAUUGCCCAUCUUACACAUAUAAAAGUUGCUUGCUUCACAUGUUGUUAUAUUAAUUUACAUACUCAAAAGUUAUAUUUUGGAUGUUUGAUUUCUGAAUGUAUGAUUUGUAUGUCAAAGACAAACAAAAGAAUUAAAAUUUCAAUACAGUGUUUAGUAUUCUUUAAACAUUUAAAAUAUUUAAGGUAGGUAUAAGCCGGUGUUUCUUUGUAGUGUCACAAUGAAUGAAUGUUGCUGUUGUAACAAGUGUAUGUGUUUAACAAAAAUUACUCUUAGGAUUUUAAAUAUUUAAAAAAUACUACUUAAUAAAAAUGUUGAUUCAAUUGCCAUUGUCUAAACACAUAAUACUUGAAAUAAAAAUUCAAGAAUAUAGUUUUAAGAUAUACUUAAUUUAUUGUGUGAAGUAAAUAAAUUGUAUGUGUUAAAUAGAUAAUUACGUCAAACCCGGUCCAUGACAUCAUGUGGCUUUUAUAAAUUCCUCGCAAUUCAUAACGUAUUGAAUAAUUUGAGUAAAAAUGUGAAACCUAUUCCAUUUUUCUUAUAAUUGAAUACACUUUUAAACAAAAAAAAACUAAUUUUUUUGUAUAGCAUGCUCCUUUAAAAAGUAAUUUAAAAAUAUAAUCUAAUGUAUUUUUAUAUAAUAUUGUAAUAAGUGUUUAUACAUAGUAUGUGUGUAUUAUAGUAAAGUUAAUAAUACCUACUAAUUAAGUGUGAUACAUUUUUAUUAAUUUUUUUUACUGUUUAGAUUACCAAAGAUAAUAUAUAAACAAUUAAAAAUAUAUUUUUAACACUA
This is a messenger RNA of Rhopalosiphum padi (bird cherry-oat aphid), 3201 nucleotides long. RefSeq names its product tetraspanin-33-like. Gene Ontology annotation, cellular component: membrane. The transcript is spliced from 8 exons. Gene Ontology annotation, biological process: protein localization to plasma membrane; protein maturation. The coding region runs from base 433 to 1275 and encodes 280 amino acids. NCBI's taxonomy places the organism in Eukaryota, Metazoa, Arthropoda, Insecta, Hemiptera, Aphididae. The record is from RefSeq and is a predicted model, not a curated record.